Messenger RNA from Alternaria incomplexa, 1071 nucleotides. RefSeq lists its product as uncharacterized. The record is from RefSeq and is a predicted model, not a curated record. Gene Ontology annotation, molecular function: oxidoreductase activity. The transcript is spliced from 3 exons. The coding region runs from base 1 to 1071 and encodes 356 amino acids. NCBI's taxonomy places the organism in Eukaryota, Fungi, Ascomycota, Dothideomycetes, Pleosporales, Pleosporaceae.
AUGUCUGAUAAGAUGCGCGCAGCACAGAUCGUAAAGUAUGAGAAACCGUAUCAGCUAUGUGAGCGAGCUGUACCUCAAUGCGGAGACAAUGAUCUUCUUGUCGAAGUUUACGCAGCCGGCUUCUGUCACUCGGACCUUCAGGUUUGGAAUGGUCAAUUUCCGGCGGCCCUUCCCAUGAUACCAUCGCACGAGCCGGCUGGAAAGAUUGUACAGAUUGGCGCGAAAGUGCAGGGCUCAUGGAAAGUUGGAGAUCGCGUUGGCGUUCUCAACUACAAGAAUCCUUGUGGACAAUGCGCAGGAUGUCGACAGCACGGAAGACGAGCGAAACGUCCUGAUCCUCGCUUCUGCCAGAACAGGAUUGUAGCUGGCUUCAAACACGACGGCGCAUUUGCCGACUACAUGCUGGCAGAUCCUAAUACUACUGUGCACCUCCCUGAUGAAGUUUCCUUCGAACAGGGAGCGCCUUUGAUGUGCGCUGGCGCGACAGUAUGGGGCGCAUUGCGAAAGCUUAGUCCCCAGGUUCAACCAGGCGAUGCCGUAGCCAUUGUAGGUGUUGGGGGUCUGGGUCAGCUUGGAAUACAAUUCGCCAAAGCCCUUGGUUACCGGACGAUAGCCAUGGACAACCGUGAACAAGGCCGUCAGCUUGCGCUCGACUUGCCCGACCACUUGAGACCUGAUCUAGUCAUGGACUCAAGCGCUAAGAACGCCGAAGAGAAGAUACUAGAGUUUACUUCAGGCGAAGGUCUCGCGGGCAUCAUAGUAUGCACAGAUUCGAUACCAGCCAACGCGUGGUGUCUUCAGCAACUGGGCAACGGCGGUGUUAUGGUUCCGCUCGGCUUACCAAAAGACAGUUGGAAGUUCGACUCGGAAGCUAUGGUAUUCCAUGAGCUCACCAUAAAAGGCAGCUAUGUCGCUAGUGCGGAGGAAGUUGAGUCCAUGCUCAAGGUCGUAGCCAAGCACGGCAUCUCGUCUCAUUUGACCGUUUUGAGCUUUACGGAGAUACCGAGCCUCAUAGAAAGAUACCAGCAUGCAUCUAUGAAAGGCCGACUAGUAAUCAAUAUGAAAGGAUAA